AUGACUUUGAAUUCUCGUGAGGAGGAAGAUGAUGAAAUAGCUAUCAUUGAGAAAGAAAGCAAGAAAAGGUCCAUCAAUGUAGGACUCGUUGACCAAUUUGCAAAGUCAAUUAAAGUAGAUGAUGCUUCUAUGAGUGCAAGAAAGAAAAUGAGGCAACAAAAUAUUAAUGAUGCAAUUGCUAAGAAAAGAUUACUUGAAGUCCAUCAAUAUUUGGCAAGAUGGGUAUAUGAAGUUGGAUUUCCUUUCCAUGCAAUUGAGCAUGAUAGUUUUAAAAGAUUUGUUGAGGCUUUAGGACAAUAUGGUCCAAGUUAUAUCCCUCCUUCUCAAUACCAAUUACGAGAGCCACUUUUAAAAGGAGAGGAAGUUUCAAAUGAUGCUCACACUGCCCAAUACAUAUUUGAUUAUAUUAAUGCAUGUAUUAUUGAGGUUGGGCCUCAAAACGUGAUUCAAACUGUGAGUGACAAUGCUUCAAAUAAUAUGGCAGCCACAAAACUGUUAGCAUUAGAAAGACCCAAUAUAUUUUGGAUAUCAUGCGCCACUCACACAAUAAAUCUUAUGCUUGAAGGAAUUUCUAAACUUCCUAUGUUUAAUGGAGUGAUCAAAAAGGCAAAUUCUUUCACUAUUUUCAUUUAUGCACAACACAAAACUUUGGCAUUGAUGAGAAAGUUUACAAAAAGUGAGAUAGUUAGGCCAGGAGUCACUAGAUUUGCAAGCUCUUUCCUAACAUUACAAAGUUUGCUAGACAAGAAGCAAGAGUUGAGAAAUAUGAUGACUAGCAAUGAAUGGGAUAACACUAAAUGGUCUAGGAGUAAAAAGGGGAAAAAGGCUUUUGAUAUUGUUGUUCCAAAUGAUUUUUGGAACUCGAUGGAUUUGUGCUUGCGGAUAUUCACUCCAUUGGUAAAAGUUCUUACACUUGUUGAUGGAGAGGAGAAACCAUCCAUGGAUUUUGUGUAUGGAGAGAUAUUGAAUGCAAAAGAGGAAAUUCGAAAAAUAUUCAAGGAAGAAAAUGAUUAUUUGACGAUUUUAAACAUUAUUGAUUCCCAAAGCAAGGAUCGUCUUGAUGCAUGGUCCGCUUCAUACCACAGCUUAUCUUUUGAAUUCAUAUUACUUCUUCAAGAAUCAAAGUAUAAAAGAUGA
Zingiber officinale is the source of this 1137-nucleotide messenger RNA. RefSeq lists its product as uncharacterized. The coding region runs from base 1 to 1137 and encodes 378 amino acids. The record is from RefSeq and is a predicted model, not a curated record. The transcript is spliced from 2 exons. NCBI's taxonomy places the organism in Eukaryota, Viridiplantae, Streptophyta, Magnoliopsida, Zingiberales, Zingiberaceae.